Messenger RNA from Ostreococcus lucimarinus CCE9901, 279 nucleotides. RefSeq lists its product with no specific name. Gene Ontology annotation, molecular function: electron transfer activity; iron ion binding. The record is from RefSeq and is a predicted model, not a curated record. Lineage: Eukaryota; Viridiplantae; Chlorophyta; Mamiellophyceae; Mamiellales; Bathycoccaceae. The annotation marks the transcript as partial. The transcript has a single exon. Gene Ontology annotation, cellular component: chloroplast. Gene Ontology annotation, biological process: alkane catabolic process.
UGGCAGUGUCAGAGCUGCAUGUACGAAUACAAGCCCAAAGUUGGGGACGAUUUCUAUCCCGUGAGCGCGGGAACGCAGUUUAAGGACUUGCCGGAUGACUGGCGUUGUCCGACGUGCGGGGCGGAGAAGGUCAAGUUCAAGUCGCUCGGGAAGCAAGUCGCGGGGUUUGAGCAAAACCAAGGCUACGGGCUCGGGACGAACGCGAUGACAGAGGGCGAGAAGUCGCAGUUGAUUUACGGUGCGCUGGCGUUCUUCUUCUUGUGCUUCAUCGCGGGAUAC